Molecule: messenger RNA, 1134 nt
Organism: Tripterygium wilfordii
Lineage: Eukaryota; Viridiplantae; Streptophyta; Magnoliopsida; Celastrales; Celastraceae
Product: putative F-box protein At5g55150
Exons: 4
Coding region: 1-1134 (377 amino acids)
Molecular function (GO): protein binding
Source: RefSeq, a predicted model, not a curated record
AUGUCUACAUCAUCAUCAUCAUGGUCUAAUCUUAUUGAAGAACUCCUGGAGUCGAUUUUCAAUCGCUUUGAAGACAGCAGAGAUAUUUUUCGAUGUGGGUUUGUAUGCGUUUCAUGGCGAGCAGUCGCUCUUAAGAUGUCUAGUAAGUUGAUUCCUUGCCUAUCAUCUCCAGGAUGGGGCAAAACCCAUACUGUAUUGAAUGUCAAAAAAAUGCAAACACAACAAAUUCCAGAUUAUUGUCUAUACACAGCCUGCUCCACCAAUUAUGGUUGGCUCCUACAAUUCACAGAUGCUUACGGUAUUCACCUGUUGAAUAUUUUUUCAAAAGCCAAAGUCACACUUCCUCCAACUUGUAAGGUAAUAGAUAAAGUCGCAACGUCUACAUGUCCAUUGAAUCCAGAGUGUUUGGUUCUCGUUGCAUACUGGAGUGACAACAAGCACAAAUAUGCCUUUUGUAAGGUUGGAGACGAAAACUGGACGACAUUGGAUAGAAGUUAUUUUGUGACUGACUUACACAAUUCUUCUGUCAGUGUUACCUGGUAUAAGGGAAAAUUCUAUGGUAUCGAUGCGGACAAACGCCUUUUUGUAUUCAAUUUAAGUUUGAGGACUAUAGAAUUGUUCUGCGAGGAGCCCUUAAUUAUAGGGUUUAAGAAUUAUGAGAUAUAUUUGGUGGAGUCGUUGUUUGGUGAACUUUUGUUGGUUUCCGGCAAUCAAGCCCUAUGGAAUGCUUUUAAAAUGUAUAAAUUUGAUUUCAUAACAAAGAAGUGGUACGAGGUGGAGAGCGUGAGGAACCAAGCAUUGUUUUUGUGCAGAGAUGGCAGUGCACAAGUCUAUAUGGCAAAAAGAAGUUGUAUUAUACAUUCCAUGUAUCGUAAAGAAGGUUAUCGUGUGGUGGUAUAUGAUAUGGAAACCAAGAGCGCCGAGGUUAUUCCCAAGACUACUAGUGCAGUGGAGGAUUGUUCGGUGCUUGAAGCUCUAUCUCAAAUGAAUUUGGGGAGGGUGAAUCUCAUCCCAAUUUCUUUUUUAAUUGAAGUCGGUCUCCUUCAAGAUUCUCGUAUUUCCUUUAGUGUUCGAUUACAUGGAGUUACUGCGGCUGCCAGCUCUGCACCAGAAAAGACUAAUAACUACUAUUAA